Messenger RNA from Humulus lupulus (European hop), 1343 nucleotides. Its product is annotated as probable galacturonosyltransferase-like 1. Lineage: Eukaryota; Viridiplantae; Streptophyta; Magnoliopsida; Rosales; Cannabaceae. Gene Ontology annotation, cellular component: Golgi apparatus. The coding region runs from base 87 to 1130 and encodes 347 amino acids. The transcript has a single exon. The record is from RefSeq and is a predicted model, not a curated record. Gene Ontology annotation, molecular function: glycosyltransferase activity.
UCUCUCAAAAUAAUAUAAAGUCUCAACUAAAUCUCUCUCAUUUCAUUUCAUCUCAAUCUCAUCUCAUACACCCCCAAAAGCUAAAAAUGGGGAUUAAAUUUAAAUCUUCACUCUCGCCGCCGACCCACCUCACCAUUUUUCUUCUAGCCUUAUUCUUGGUCGCCGCCGCCGCUGCCAAUGCCGCCGUCCAACGGUUCAAAGAAGCUCCCAAGUUCUACAACUCCCCAAAUUGUCUUACUAAUGUCACGUGCUCCGACCAAUCAGUACACGUGGCGAUGACCCUCGACGCUGCUUACCUCCGGGGAUCAAUGGCGGCGAUUCUCUCCGUUCUCCAACACUCUUCUUGCCCGGAAGACAUUCAGUUUCACUUUGUCACUUCUUCCUCCGCCGAUACCGAUUCUCUCCGCUCAGCCCUCUCCGGUUCGUUCCCUUACUUGAAAUUCCAAAUCUACCCUUUCAGCGAUGACUCCGUUGUCGCCGGACUCAUCUCCACCUCCAUCCGCUCCGCCCUCGACUGCCCCCUCAACUACGCUCGAAACUACCUCGCCGAACUCCUCCCCACCAGCGUAGGACGCGUCGUUUACCUCGACUCCGACCUCGUUCUCGUCGACGACAUCGCCAAGCUCGCCGCCACCCCUCUAGGAGACGACACCGUUCUGGCCGCGCCGGAGUACUGCAACGCCAACUUCACCUCCUACUUCACGCCUACCUUCUGGUCAAACCCAUCUCUCUCGAUGACCUUCGCGAACCGGGAAGCCUGUUACUUCAACACCGGAGUAAUGGUCAUGGACUUGGAGAGGUGGCGCGUGGGCGGGUACACGGCGAAGAUCAUCGAGUGGAUGGAGCUCCAGAAGCGAAUGCGGAUCUACGAGCUGGGUUCUCUCCCACCGUUCCUUUUGGUGUUUGCAGGGAAUAUUGCACCGGUGGAUCACAGGUGGAACCAACAUGGGCUCGGCGGUGACAAUUUUAGUGGGCUUUGCCGGGAUCUGCAUCCGGGCCCAGUAAGCCUGCUUCAUUGGAGUGGGAAAGGGAAGCCUUGGGCCCGACUCGACGCCAACAGGCCCUGUCCAUUAGACGCUCUUUGGGCUCCUUAUGAUCUCUUACAAACACCUUUUGUUCUUGAGUCUUAGAUUUUGACGGUACUUUUUUUUUAUUUAUUUAUUUUUAAUUUUGAGUUUUGGUGGGAUGGCGGUAUACUACAUAUAUACAUACAUACACUUUGUGCUCAAACUUAAUUUCCCAGCGUCCUUUAGUGAGAUGAGAAAAAAAGACUAAAAAAAAAAUUGUACAUUAUAUAGCCAUUAAUAGACCUUGUCAUUACAAUAAUAUGAUCUCGUUUAUUA